AUGACCACUAAGGGACUACAUGCGGUAUUAAGAAAUCUUCAUUGGCUUGUUGGCAAAUGGACAUCGAUUUCAGCUGAAGUGAGUUAUCCAACUAUGCAAAAAGUUAUUAAAUUUGACGAAGUUCUGGAGUUUAAGUUCAUGGGCCAACCUCUGUUAACGUAUAGCUCCGUCACUACCAAUCCACAGAACAAGGGCGUGAUGCAUCUUGAAAAUGGGUUUCUCAGAGUGGAUGAAGACCAGUGCACUCUGGCAUUUCUCACAGCUAUGAAUUUUGGACUUGCUUCUCUAGAAGAAGGUUACGUAAAAGGCAAUACAGUCGUUUUAGCCUCGGCAUGUUUAGGAAUUAUGAAAUUUGCUAAACAGAGCAUUUUAGCAAUUCAUCGAUGUUACAGACUCAACGAUAAAGGGGAAUUAGAGUAUACCCUGCUUAUGGAAACACCACAAACUCCUCUAACAUUGCACGUAGAAGCCGUUUAUCGCAAAGAAUGCACUGAGAGCGCAGACAAAAAAAUAUCAAAUAAUGAUAAAAAAAAAUAA
This is a messenger RNA of Dendroctonus ponderosae (mountain pine beetle), 537 nucleotides long. Its product is annotated as peroxynitrite isomerase THAP4. The transcript is spliced from 4 exons. Bases 1 to 537 code for a protein of 178 amino acids. The record is from RefSeq and is a predicted model, not a curated record. Lineage: Eukaryota; Metazoa; Arthropoda; Insecta; Coleoptera; Curculionidae.